Episyrphus balteatus (marmalade hoverfly) is the source of this 8918-nucleotide messenger RNA. RefSeq lists its product as uncharacterized. Bases 44 to 8650 code for a protein of 2868 amino acids. The record is from RefSeq and is a predicted model, not a curated record. The transcript is spliced from 9 exons. NCBI's taxonomy places the organism in Eukaryota, Metazoa, Arthropoda, Insecta, Diptera, Syrphidae.
UCCCUACUCACAAGAAAGGAUACAGCGAUUGUUAUCUAAAAAUAUGAUGGACAUCUUUUUUCCACAAACUUUCCGUGAACGUGCCGCAUUCAAAGAAUCAGCAGUUAAAUGCGGAUUUGUAGAACUAACAGCCGAAACAACAGCAAAUGUUGGAAUAUUACCGGCUGAUGAAAGAAUCUCUACCCUACUCAUGGCAUGGGAAAACAUUGGUAACUAUCUCACGAAAAACCCAUAUAAUCAUGAUGUUAGCGUAACUGUUAAUUGGGUUUGCCGUUGUACUUUAAAUUUGUGGUUUGGACGUGAAUGGAUCGCAUGCGCUAUAGAGAAUAAAACAGAUUUAAUUGAACAAAUGAUGAAAGUAUACCCUACUGCCUUCAUUACUAUGCAUCCAUAUUCUUGGCCUUACAUGUUUUCAAUAUACCGUGAUCCAUGGAUGGUUGAAUAUUUAAAUUUAAAUUUCCAACGUAUGAGCGGAUCAGAUUUAAGUCCAACUUUAGAACUGAAAGAUUCUGAAUUUAUACAGCAAGAAGGAAUCCCAUUGUUGAUUCUUCGAAUGGUCAACAUGUUUGACUUUCGUAUGGUAAAACUAGUGAAAUAUAUGUGCUUGCGGCUUCUAUUGACGUGGCAGGAUCAAAAUUCAACAUCUAGCAAAACCUUGCGUUCUUCACCAAGUGCUGAUCAGUACAUAGAUUAUGCGAGGCAUAUAUACAUGUUAUCAAUAUGUGAGAGUAACGGAUUUAAAGACUUGCAUUACACAUUAGAAACUAUUCAAAGAAUUAUACAAUGUGAUCUGGCAGAAACAUGGCCUCUGGAAUUAGGUGAACAGGCUAUUGCAAAAGGGCUUCAAGAAUCUAAUAAGACUUUGACGGAACUUUUAAUUGCAUUUCUGUUCAAAGUUCCUAAAUCCCAAUUUGGGAAUAUGUUUGGUGCGGCUUUAACCAAAUACAUAAUGUUUAUAACAGAAUACCAAUUGAGGAAUAUUAACCGGAUUAGUUCUGUUAGUUUACCAUGGCCACUUGAGGAAGUGUACUCCAAACUUGUUGAAAUGUUCAUUACACAUAGAGAAUCGUCUGAAGACCUGAUCAAAACGACGUCAAAAUUAUCGGAGCAGAUAUUUUUAGGCUUUAACAAUUUGAGAGCAUCAAAAUGCGCAUAUGAACUUAUUAAACACCGGUCUCACGCUGAAUGGCAUGCCAGUAAAAUAACACUUCUUCUUACUAUUAUAUGCGAAGAAAUCAAUAUCAUUCAGGAUUAUAAAUAUAACGAUGUUCAGUCAACUGAUGAAUUAAUUGAAAAAGAAAAAGAUCUAGCAGUGUAUUACAGAGAUCUCGCGAAACUUUUCUAUAAAAGUCCAUAUUUAGAACAGGAAGCAUGGCUCACUACAUUUUCAUUGCAUCCAUGUCGAGAGUUUAUGGAUGCAGUGACGAGAUGUGGAGCAAGAAACUUACGAGCAAUCAAAAAGCAAGCUCAAAAACUCAAGGUUAUUGAGAUUCCAGAGCCAAAAGCAAAAAUCAAAGAAGAAGAAAAAGAAACAAUAUCAAACGAGGCAAUCGUUCCAAACUUAUUAGAUACUGCGGUAUAUCCUAUAACUUUUGGUACAAGUGUAAGAUGUCUACAAAGCUCUGAUGCGGUUGGUUCUAUUAGUCAUCUAAAUUCUCAAAGAUCUGAAAACAAACACAACGUUAAGAGAGCACAACGUAGAGACAAAAAUGGACCAAAAAAAAUAGAACCUAAAAUCAAUGAAAGGUCAAAAAACAAAACUGUUUCAAAUACGUUUUUUGAAGAAAACCAAUCAGACAACAAAAAUUCGAACCUAACAAAGCGAGGAAGGCCGGUUGGUUCUCUUGGCAAAGAUACCAAGUCCAGGUUUACAAACUCAACAAAAAAAGCAACUGGAAGGAACUCAGAAGAAAAAUCAGAUCUUGCUGAGGAAAUUUUUGCUGCUGCUGCAGGCGCGGCUGAUAAUAUUAAUAUCCAAACAGUAGAAACCAUCAGAUUUCCAGCUUUUGCUUUGAUGAAUUCGGUAACUGAUACCGAAGAAUUAAUGAAGUUUACCAACUACGAUGAAGCUUUUGAACAAUACACAGAACUCAGUAAAAUUUUGACUUGCGUUAAGUUGAACAAUACAUGCUGCGAAGAUCUUCUUACUCUACUCAUUGCACCGAGAUAUAAACGUCUUACAUGGGCAGUUUGCUGGAAGAAAUUAAAAAAGCGCUGCAGAAUUAUACUAACUAAAGAUAAUAAAAAGCGGGAACUCGUUGAACAGAGUAUGGCUGAUGCAAAUGAUCGCCUUACCCAUCUCAACAUUGAUUACGAAAAAUACAAAGACAAACCACAAAUUGACUAUGGUACCAUUGAAGGAGGUUACGAGUGUUUUGACACUGACUCAGAUGAUGAUAUAAGGGCAACAGAAGCGGAUGUUAAAAAAACAAAAGAAAUAAUAGUUUCCAAAAAGAGAAGUUUUGAUUCUGGUAAAGAAUUUAUCAAUAAAAACAAAGAUCAACAAAAUGUUAGCAUGGUUAUGAAACCUUAUCUUAAAAUAGAAAACCUUGAUUCAUCUUCUUCUAAUUUACUAAAUAUUAUUGACUCCACACAUUUAUCAAAGCCUGUUUAUCUCAACAAGCCGGUAUACUUCGUAAGAAACUUAAUUGCAAGCCCUUCAAGUGAAGCUGCAAUGUUUUUAGAGACUGGGUUAAAAAACAACUUACCAAGUCAAAUUUCUUCUAGAAGAUCCACUGGCGAAGAGACACUUACCUCUGAUUCCUUUGAAGAGCAUCACUGGAAUUUAACAACGACCGAUACUUCUCCUGAAGUAAGGCAAAGUUCUCAAGAGGAAAAACUUAACAUCAGUCAAUUUAAAUCAAGUAAUUUAAUAACUAGAUCCUUUUUAAAAACUGAAACGACAUUCAAUAUUCCCGCGUCGAUAAGACAACAAUUAGACCAGCCUACAAUGUUUUUCAAAUCAGAACCAAAAAACGAAUGGAAUGGUGAAGAAAAUAUUUGUGAACAGGAUAGUUCUAAUAAUUUCCAAAACAAACAAACAGAAACUUUGAAUUUUCCACCUUCAAAUUCAACAAAUUUAUUUAAUCAUAAUAAGAACCCCGAUGGAAUUAAACCUGGCAGAACUAUAUUUUCCCCAAAAUUAUUUGAAGAUAUGCCACAGGACUUGACAAUGCCAAAACCUUUAAAUAUUGAUUUAUUUGAAAGCAAUACAGUACUUCAAACUUGUCCACUAAAUUUAACUAGCAGAUUAACCACUGAUGGGUCAUCUUGUAAAACAAACUCUCUCCAUGAAAGUCUUCCUGCCCUUGCUGAUAAAACUGUAAAGAGGCUGUUAAAAAGAGGAACAACACAACCUAGGUAUUUGACCACGAGCAAUUCCACAAAGCGCCAGCCAAAAGAAAGUCCCCAAGAUCUUAAGACAGAAUGCUCAAAUACUGAGUCACCCAGCAGUCAAUGUUCAAUUACUGAACCUACCAGCAGUCUCAAAUCAGUGAGAAUUUUGAAACACGACACAUCGAAAGCAAUAAGAAUAAAUCCAACAGCUGCAGUAGUUUUUUCAUCUGCGGCAGCAUCAUACCACAGAACGCCAUUUUUAAACGCAGCACAGCACGAGCCCAAUAUUCUCCAACAGCUUUUGUCAAAAGAAAUUAAUUUUUUUGGUAAAACCAACGAAGAAGAUGUGAACAGAGUUUCAGAUAUCAAAGAUAAAAGAAAAUUAGGACACAUACUGGAUUCGGGUCAAGGAACAUUAUCAGAUAUUGAUACAACAAAUUCAAUGACAAAUUCAACAUUGAAAGUGCGAAAUUCAAACGAUAUAACUGAAGUUGAUAACUCUAAAACCAAUAUAAGUGAACAGUUGGCAGCAGAAGAAGUAUCUCCAUCUACCUCCGUUUUGUGUGAAAAAAAACAAAGUAAUAACUCUGUCUAUAAAACAGAAAUGGAUGAAGUAUUACAAAACGCUCAACAUGAAACUUUAAUGCCUGAUGCCCAACAAAAAAACUCAAAUGCUUUAAAAGAGCCUUGGAAGUCACAAAGUUUAUUUAAUUCUUUCCUGUUAAAUGCAUCAGUAGGCGAUACUAUUAGAAAAAAUCCAACAACCAUCGAAAAUCUUUCUACCAUUGAAUCAACCGGAGCAAAUAAUUUUUCCAAAAUAGAGUCGGUAGGUGGUGAAUUAUGUACGAAGAAUGAAAUAUUAUCGUAUCCAACAAUAAAUGCCUCCAAUUCAUCGGAUCAGUUGGAAAAUAAUAAUGAACUUGACUCUUUUAAGUUUGAAUUUAAGGUCCCAGCAGCUGUCGCAAAACCAUGUUUCUUUAUGAGGUCCAAAGUCAUGAAAGUUAACUAUUGUGCUUCGGAUUGGGUUAAGAACGUUAUGUUUAACGAUAAGACGGCAGAAAUUAUUGUUCCUGGACCAAUAACAAACCAAGUUACAGCUACUUUUCAGCAUAAAAAAACUAAAAUACCGAAUAUUGAUGAAAAAACAAUUUUAAAUGAAGUCGUAUCUGAAAUGAAAAACAUAUUAACCAAUGAAGGAUUUACUCCAAUUGCUUCACCAUGCCAACCGGAUGACAUUCUAUAUAAUAAACAUAUAGUUUUUAAUAAGAAACUUCUAGACCCGCAUUUAAAAACAUACAAAAAUACAAAAACACUAUGCAAAUUGACUGAUGCAAAGAAAUUAGAAGAAUCUUUUUCGGAUAAAGAUGAGUUUUUUUCAGAAAACCCUGAAGAACCAAAUAUCCCUCAGUUGAAGGAUGUCGGCUCAACAUGUUUAGUGCUUGAUUACAAAAAUCAGCAACAAAAAAAAAAAGAACAUUCCUCUGUCGAUUCCUCUACGUCGGAUUCUUUUCCUGGGCAACCACCAACUUUUCCUCAAAAGAGCUUUUUAGAUAAAGGACCUCAAAAGUCUGAAAAAUCUUUAAAAGUAAAAAAAAAACGUUCCCGAUCAAUCAUUCCAUCUACAAAGAACUUUGAUAAAAUGUUUGAAUGGCUAGAUAUGGUAACUACAAGCGGUCCGGAAUCAGUUCCUGAACACUUGGAUCCAUCUGGCACACUCUUAAAUCUAUUUUCUGCACAAUUGAUGAAUCAGGCUAAAAGUAUUCAUUUCAACUAUGAGUACUUGCAAGAGAAAUCAAAGCUAGCUGGUCGAGUAAAUGAGGAAGGCAUUAACUGCGAGGCAUCAAUAUUAUUAGCCAGCCCCGGAGCAUCAUCAGACGGUGUUAAGCUAAUAAAAGCUUUCAAAAAAAGUUCAGUAUUUAAAGGACUAGACCUGAGUUCCAAUGAAGUUUCUUUCACAAGUACCUUAGCUAAAGAGGUCCUUGGAACGAUCGUCAAAGUGACGCUAAAUGAAAGCGAAAACCAUGCUUCUUGUUGUGGCAAUCAUUUUGAUGCGUCUGACGCAUUGGAUGAGUUUGUACAUUCACGGCGUGAUUUGAAUUCCCCUACAUUCUAUUCUCCUACAUUGUCCAUAAAGCAUUUGAGAAAUGGUACGUUAGCAGAUUCUGUCGAGUGUAUCGAUACAUCCUUAGAAAAACUUAUUCCCAAACCAGGGCGCAAGAGAUCUUCAAUGAAUGCAGAUUUAGCAAUAAAGAAAAAAAAUAGAACACACCUAUCGAUCGAUAGUAAAAUUUCAAAUCAGAUUCCGAAUUCAAUGACUGAAUUGAGCCAAUUGCCUGUAAAAGAAAUCACUAUUUUAAAAUGUUCAGCCGAAGUUUCUAAUACAGAUGUACAACACAAUAAAUCGGCUAGUUGUUUAUCAAAAGAAGACGCUUCAGAGAAUGUGUUUCUUGAUCAAACUAAAGUAAAAAAAACCUUUGAUCAGACCUUCAAUGUAGAAGAAAAUAUACUUAUUGAUCGUUCUUCAAUAGACAACUCUUCGGAGAACGUAUUUUAUGGACAAACUGGAAAAAUAAAUUCCAAGCAUCUUUCCUGCAAUGUAGAACAGAACAAAUUAACUGAUAGUUUUAUAAUUGAAAACGCUUUCGAAAAUGAAUCUCUUGGACAAACUGAAACACCAAAACCCCUAUCUCAAUUCCCCAAUGGAGAAAAACAUAAAACCGCUGAUUGUUUGAUAACGGAACAAGUAUCAGGAAUUAAAUAUCUUGAACACAGUGAAAAAACAAAAUCCUGUACUGAGCCUUCCAAUUUGAAAAGUUGUUUUAACAUUGUACACAACCUGGCGGUAGAAUUGAAGCCUAAAUCCGAAAUUAAGAACACCAAAACCUUUUUAAUUAACGAAGCAAUGGAAUCAGCCAUAGAAAAUACUAUUCCAGGUGCUUGUCUAACAAAAGCAGAGUUUUUGUUUGAAAACACAGAAAAAGAAAAAGAUAUUGGUUGUGAUUUAAAUUUUCAUGAGCCACUGAAAUCUGAAUGUAAUAAUCAUUCAUCCGAACAGGUAAAGGAAGCAAAAAUAAUGAGUAAUUGUGAUGAGUCAAAAAAUUCUAAACUAAGGCAACCUUAUUCCUCAACACAUUCUCAUCAUAAAGAAAUACCACUUGAAAGAAAUAAAAUUGAGGAAAAUAAUUCGAUUUAUAGUAAAACGAAAAGAAAUACUUACGAGGCAACAAAACUCAUACUUCAAGAUGAAUCGGUUACAAUAUUUAGACCCGAAGAACAACAAUAUGUUGAAGAUACAAAAAAACUAUCAGAAAACCAAUCUGAAAACGAAAAAGAAAUAAUGAGAGAAGAAAUAACCAUCCAAAAUUCAAUAGGAAAAAAUGCUUGUAACGAGCACCUGGAAAUAACAGACAUUUUGAAUACUGCAGACCGACUUUCAUCGACAGAAGUAGAACAAUUCCAAGCAUAUAAUGUCACAAAAAAAAAUGAGAUAUUUAUUUCCACUGAAAAAAAUGUUUUACAAUUAAAAAAAGAAAAAUUAAACAUAGAAGAAAAUUCUUUAGAACAAGAAAUUCGGCCAUUACCAACAAAAGUACAUAGCACAAUCUUUUCGGAAAACCAAGAAUUAAACACGGAAGAAAACAUUCCUUUAGAAAAAUAUAACACAAACAAAUCGGGAAAAAUAAUCCAAAACCAUUCAUCGAAAAUAAUACAACAGUUGUCAAUUGAGACCGAUGAAACAAAAUAUUUGUUCACUAAAAUGUCAUCUGAAGAAGAAAAUAAGUCAUCAUCUGUUAAGAAAAGAUUUGUUAAACCCAAAAUUUCUUAUGCCGAGUUAGACUCAGAUUCAGAUGAAUUGCUGAGAACUAGGCUUAAGAUACCUUCUUUAAAAAUAAAUUUUCCAUCUAUUCGACCGGCUAGAAGAAAAUUAUUGAAAAAAAAACUAGCGAGAAAAGCUGUUUCCAACAAGUCUACAGCAAAAAGGCCUGCUUCUAAAAGAAUAAAAAAAUUGUAUAAAAAAACCAAGAAAAACUCCGAAUAUUCAAAAAUAAAUCCUUCUUCAGGUGCAAACGACUCUGACGAUGAUAAGCCACUCAUUUCGAAAAUGAAAGAAAUUAAAGUUGAAAAAGUAAAAGACGACUAUCGCUUAUCAAUGUCAGCCCAUGAAUUAAAUGAAUCCGACGAAGACGUUCCUUUAAAAAGAAUGUCACGGAGACGUCCUUCCAAAAAAAUAGUGCCAAAGUUGUCUCCAUUAAAAACAAAACAAAAUCCAAGCAAAUAUCCUGUACGGAAACAUCAUCGUAAUGCAUAUUCACCAAAAAAACCUUCUGUAAUUAAAUUUUCUCGACGGAGAACUGCAUCACUAAAUUAUUUUGCACUGUUCUUGAGUGACUCGGAUGAAGAUGAACCUAUAAGGUGUAAGCGAAGAAAGAGUACUGCCGACAGACUUUGGACCUACAGAACUGCAGAAAAGAAAUUAACUAAAGAAUCUGCGAAGAAGAAAACUUCUUAUAAAAAUGAAAGGCGGUGUAGUAGGGAUGCAAUUGAACGGCACAAAAAUAGAAACCAUUUAACUAAGGCAAAAACAUCAAUAGUAAAAAUGCCGGUUCUUACUCGUGAGCACAGCGAUCAGACAGAUGAAGAGAACAUAUAUGAAUGUGCGACAAUCAGCACAGCCAAUGAAACUGACGAUGAAGCUUGUGUUGAUCAUCGCCACAAGAAACGUCGACAAAAGGUAGUGAAACCAAUGAGAAUUCGGUGUGUUAGUCGUCGUGCUAUACCCACUGACGUUAUUACUGAGUCUAGUUCGUGUUCCAGUUUUUCAACUACACAAACAGCUCGAGCACUUCCAAGCAAUUCCACUUCUUUCUCAGGGUUUCCAACUCAAGAACGUUUAUUGCGUAAGAAAACACUUGAAAAGAAUCUUCUAAUGUCGAAAUUACUUCAUGAAUCGAGCUCUUCUUCAAGUUCGGUAAUAAUGAACAGACGAAAUAGACAAUUUGUAGCGAAGUCAACUUCUAAGCCUAUUGUUAUAGAAAGUUCGAAGCAUUUCCUUAUACAAAAAAGUGUAAGAGUACAUAACGCAAAAAGUAGCCAACCCCUAACAUCUAGGGAGAAAGAAGCAAUUUACAAUAAUAACUGUGUUAAUUUUCAAAUACGGCUUCAAAGGCUAACGACAAACGAAGCGAAUUUAUGCCGAAAACCAUAUAUUCGAUUGGAUAAGAAUUUCGUUGAAAACUAUUUGGCAGGAAAACAACGGGAUAUUAAGUAUAAUUUGAAUUAUUCAGAAAAUCUAAGUGGUGAAAACAAAGAGUGAAAUAAAUAAAAUACAACUUUCAUUUCAGAAAGAUGAAAAUGUUAUUUAAUAGCAUAAAAUAAAAAAAAAAAACGUCCUUUUGGAAAGGACUAUCUUUAAACGGAAAAUUAUAAAUUAUAAUUUUAAUCAAAUUAAUUUAGUAAUUGAAUUAACAGGAAGUAAAUAUCUAUUUUGAUUUAAUUGUAUUUGUUAUACAUAUGAAUAUUUUUUUUUCAAAAUCCAAAACAUUGUAAUAUACACAAAAAGAAUUUUAUAUUGAGCAAAAAAU